Messenger RNA from Rotaria sp. Silwood1, 990 nucleotides. NCBI's taxonomy places the organism in Eukaryota, Metazoa, Rotifera, Eurotatoria, Philodinida, Philodinidae. The record is from the annotation of a GenBank genome assembly.
AUGUUGAACGCAGAAACAUUCAAUCUACUAACUCGUCUUCUUAAUUAUGUAUUUGCUAUACCUUUUCUGAUCCUAGGUAUACUAGGAUCACUUCUAACUGUUAUAGUCUUUACUCGACAACGUGCAUUUCGGCGGAAUACAACGAUAACUUACUUAUUAGCAGGUGCAAUUGUAACAGGGAUUCAUUUGCCAACAAUUUAUAUUCAAAUGAUCCUUGUUUAUGGCUUCAAUACCUCAUUAAUGAAUACAAAUGUUGCCGCUUGUCGUGAACAUACCUAUUUACGUUAUGUAACAACCGUAGCUGCGAUUUCGUUUCCAUGCUGGGCUUCUUUCGAUCAAUAUGCUACUACUUCUCGAAAAGUCGCUUUUCGAAAUCGUUGGAGUUCUUUGCGUGUUGCUCGUUUAGUGGUCGUCUGUAAUAUGCUCUUUUGGAUUCUCAUCUAUAUACCAGUCUUAUUUUUCACUGGAAUCCGACAUGGUGUCUGCGCUUUCAUUCCUAGUCCAUACACAACAUUCAAUACAUAUGUGUUCACACCAUUGGUCUAUUGUAUAGGUCCUAUUGCAGUGGUUACCUUUUGUACAAGAGGUACUAUAAAAAAUCUUCGUUCGAAUAUUAUUCGCAAUACUCAAGAGAGUCUUUCAAAACAAGUUCGUUCAAUGCUUCUUCCUCAACUUACGAUUCUUGCUAUAUCCGGAAUACCAUUCGGUUUUCAAGGCGUCUACCUUGAUAUAACCAGUUACGUUGAAAAAGAUGCUUUUCGUAUUGCAGUCGAAAAUUUUGCUGGUCAAGUCAUUCUUAUUUUUUAUCAUUUUAAUUACGUAUUUACAUUCUACAUUUAUGUGUUUAUGUCAAGUGAAAUAAGAAAAAUAUUAAAACGACAAGUUUUUAAAUUUAUCGGAAAAAAUCGGGUCACCCCAGCUAAUUUUACAACAGAAAAUUCAAUUAGUCUUCGACCAUUGAAUAACAUGAACUCCAUUCUAAAAGCUUAG